Molecule: messenger RNA, 617 nt
Organism: Mercenaria mercenaria
Lineage: Eukaryota; Metazoa; Mollusca; Bivalvia; Venerida; Veneridae
Product: N-myc-interactor-like
Exons: 4
Coding region: 130-609 (159 amino acids)
Molecular function (GO): RNA binding
Source: RefSeq, a predicted model, not a curated record
ACGUACCGUACAAAAAUCGGAACUUUCAGGCAUUAAUUUGGCAUUGACGUGGUUACAUUUGUACUUGUGGUCAACUUUAGUUAUGGCCUCAAAGCUGUUGGCAGUCUUUUAUUUAUUGGACUUCUUCUUAUGAUGUCAGGCAUUGAACCAAAUCCAGGACCUACGGAGUCAGGAAACACUCAGUCGACGAAGAUUAAGGUAACAGGUAUACCAAAAACAGCAGACGCCGAAAUCAUUACUUUGUUCUUUGAAAACACAAAAAGACAGGGAGGUGGCAAAGUGAAGCAAGUAACAGUUGAUAAUGAUAGAAAUUCAGCUAUUGUCGAAUUUGAGAAAGCAGCAGCUGUUGAUAGAGUGAUGAAACAACAACCUUUCAAAAUACUCAAAACUGAAGUAAACAUUGAAGUAUAUGUUGAAACAAAUGCUACACGAUCAACGAAGAUUAAAGUUUCAGGCCUACCAGACAGUGCAACAGACGAUGUUCUCAUUAUGUUUUUCGAAAAUGAAAGACAAGGUGGCGGUACAGUAAAGAGUGUGACGAUGUAUAGUGACAAACACUGUGCCGUUAUUGAAUUUGAGGAAGCUGAAGGUUCAGAGUUUCUUUUGUAAAAACUAUU